AUGACCAGACAAUAUUUUGUUGGACAACAUCUCGAUGACAUGACAAUCGGCAAUGGUACCCGUAACCAAUGGAAUCGAUGCAAGAAGACCAAACAUGAUAGCACCGAGCGACGCUUGGCCGAGAGGCUGCAACGACCACUCCAAGGGCUGACACAGGCGAGCGGGUACCACUGUCGUGGCUGUGCCUUCCAGAGGUUCAGCGAGUCAAAGCUGAGAUGGGGGGAAGAUGAAGAGGGGCCAGGCACUGCCAUAAGACAUGGAGGAGACACCAUAGGGGGACUGUGGGUACUGGAGAUAGGCCUCGAGGUUGAGGGUGUCGCAAGAGUGGCGUCGUUGUUGGGUGGAGAGGAGGCAUCAUUCCAUCAUUGGGUGAGGCUAAAGCCGGAGCGGUCGUCGUCAUUGUCUGCCAAGGCUGAGGGCAGUCUCAUCGCUGGGAUGGGGAUCCCAGAUGUUAUCAUCAUUGGGACAAACUGGGGUACUAGGUCAGAUGCAGCUGGGGUAGAGGAACAAAAAUAA
This is a messenger RNA of Pisolithus orientalis, 516 nucleotides long. RefSeq lists its product as uncharacterized. NCBI's taxonomy places the organism in Eukaryota, Fungi, Basidiomycota, Agaricomycetes, Boletales, Pisolithaceae. The coding region runs from base 1 to 516 and encodes 171 amino acids. The record is from RefSeq and is a predicted model, not a curated record. The transcript is spliced from 5 exons.